Molecule: messenger RNA, 2844 nt
Organism: Mycena indigotica
Lineage: Eukaryota; Fungi; Basidiomycota; Agaricomycetes; Agaricales; Mycenaceae
Product: CCHC-type domain-containing protein
Exons: 3
Coding region: 1-2844 (947 amino acids)
Biological process (GO): actin filament network formation; cortical actin cytoskeleton organization
Cellular component (GO): cytoplasm; cytoskeleton
Molecular function (GO): nucleic acid binding; actin filament binding; zinc ion binding
Source: RefSeq, a predicted model, not a curated record
AUGAAGCUUCGUUCCCAAACGAAGAAGGUACCUCAAGUGGCUUCCUCUGGCUCGGAUAGCCGUGGAAGCGAGGUCGAGAUGGAUGCCUCGAAAGGCACCUCGACCGUGGCGGGCGGCAACGGGAAAGGCCUCAGUGCCAAGUCCCUUACUGAAGGGCCCCGCUCCGUCUCGGAUGCGGGCGCGCGCUCCCUUGUGGGAGCUGCUGCGAGAGACUCCCCAUCUGGGGCAGUUCGGUCUGAACAAGGCCUUGAAUUGGAACCAGCUGACGGCUCGGCGGUUCCCUCCACUCACGACAACGGCAACGGCAACACAGUCUCGGUCUCACAAAUGGCGGAUGUCUCGGGUCCGACACAUCCGCUGGUAUCUGCGCACUCCGCUUCCUCCCGCGGGAAGUCAGACACGGGUUCAACUCGAACAGGAGUCUCUCCUCGCAUUGGCAAAUGGCUGGAAGAGACGGAGCGGCAAGCGAUGGAUAGGCAUUGGGACUGGGCGGACUCAACGGACGAGGAUGACCUGGGUGAGAUACCCACGUUCACUAUGGUUAAAAAGGAACGAGUAUCUCCUAAGCUUAUGUGGUCCCCACCGGUAGAUAACAAUGAAACUGAUUUUUCACCUGAAUUCUGGAUUGAAAUUGUGAAUAACCUGACGCUCGAGGACCAGCGCAAGCUGGCUCGACGUGCUGAGAGGCUCAAAUCAGCUAGAAUAACGGAAGGCAAUUCUAUUUCAGAGUCUACACAACAACAGGUGCCUAAGCCUAGAGUGGAUCCACGACGCGCUCGUGUGGAGGAGGUCGAGGACGAGGAUGAUCCCAUGCCUACACUGAAGACACCCGAGUCUUCCCAGCAGCCCAGCUUGCCACGCAUACCGGCGGUUGCAAAAGGGAAAGGAAGGGCGGCUACGGAGCGGACUAAUAUUGUCCAGUUCGCCGACCAUAUCUCCGAGGACGAGCGAGCGGCAGACGAACGCAGACUGCAUCAGAUAGAGGCAGACGCGUUGCUGGCGUUGAAACUGCAAGACCAAUUGCAGGAGCCGGAGGAUAUACCUCGGUAUGUCCCGCCGGCACGGCGCGAUGGCCCUCGACAAGGAACGUCGAAGGCACAUGCCGCGGAAGCGGUAAACGAGCAGAUAGAUGGUGAUGCUAUUUUUGCUCGAGAACUGCAGGAGGCGUUUGACGCGCGAGCAGCACGCGAGAUGGCGGACAACCCAGAGGGGGUACAUAAGCCAGCGUUGGAGAUUGACCCCAGGCUGGCAAAGAAGUUGUACAAGAAGGCUGCACGCGAGGAGCCGCAGGAGUUGCCAAAGCACAAGCACAAGUCAAAGUCGACUAGUGCGGACAAGAAGUCCUCGACUCCCGCGCCGCGUAAGCCAGAGUCCAGCCGCCAGAAUGCGCCUGCUCCAGUGGCGCCAACCAGUCAGUUGCCAAAGUCGAGCACCAUGUAUUCGACGCUGAAUACUGGCCAUAGGUCGAAGGCACGUCCACCUUCACCAUCUGACAGCAGUUCUUCGUCUGACUCAGAUUCAGAGUCAGACAGCUCUCUUGAUAAACGCACUCGUCGCCAGAGGAAGAACAGAAAGAGGAAAGAGAGAGCCGCAAAGAAGGGCAAACGCAAAAGCAAGAAGAAGCGUAACGGGGCACAUGACUCUGAUCCCUCUUCUUCCAGCUCUUCGAGCAGCUCGAACUCGAGUUCUUCUGACGGCGAAACAGACAGCUCGGAAACGUCUUCCGACAGUUCAGUCACGACAAAUUCGGACUGGGAACUCUUCAAUGGGCCGCCGUCGCUUGCGGAUUCAAGUGCUUCAACGAGGACCAAGCGCCAGAAGCAACGCGACCGCGAGAAGUAUCGCAGCAAGAUGGCUCAAUUGAAGAUGGAACAAUCCAAUAUCAAGCCUACCGAACCUAAGAAGUAUACUGGCAUCAACCCCAAGUUUGAGUCAACGCAAGACUGGAUGUGGGAUGUCCAACGCUGGUGCAGCGACUCCUACAUCCGUCCGAAGAUGCGCGCUCAUCACGCGGGGCGGUUCCUCGAGGGCCCUGCACGGGAGUGGUAUCAGAGGGAAGUAGGCAAGAAGGCCAAGAAGUGGUCGUUGAGACGACUCUUCCAAGGGAUGUUUGAUACAUUUUUCCCUGUUGACUUCUACACCCAACAACGAGAAAGAUUCCGUGAAUUCAAGCAGCGUGGUCUACCUAUUAAGGAAUACAACCGUAAACUGGAGGCAAUAGCCAAUAGCAUUGGAGGUAUCCGGAAACAAGACUACGUGCGCCAGUUCUGGCGCGGCGCUGACCUGAUGAUGCGGACUAACUGGGCGUAUGACGGAUACACGCAAGAGACUGCUAAACUUAAGCAGUUAAUCAAGACGGGGAUAAAUUAUCAAAUGUCCAAGAAGAUUGGCGACCAAGAGAAGAAGACCGACAAUGACGGGGGCGCUUCAGGGAAUCGGAAGGACACAAAACGCGAGUCCAAAUUCCGUGACCGGAAGCGUGGCUCUCGUCAGGAGGGCGCGCGGAACGACAAUUCUGAGAAACCUGACAAGAGUCAGUCUAAACCUCAACAGCGUCGUUCCAACAACGACCAGCGCACGCAGUCUGGCAGCCGCGACAAACCAAGGGACAAGAAGCGGCACACAUUGUCCAAGGAGGAGAUGAACGAAUACCGAGCGCAAGGCAAGUGCUUCACGUGCGGAAGUACUGGGCAUUUGAGCAAGGACUGCCCUGAAAACAACCGCCUGAGGCCGAAGACACAACUCAACGCGGCAUCAGUCGAGCAGACUGGACACCUUAGCGAUUUGCGAGAGGCCAUACCUGGAGUUGAUAGACGGGAUUUUAGUAGGGUACAUGAUGAAUGA